CCACUCAAUUUUUUCAGUCCGAGUAGGCAUGAUUUGGGAGCGGACUGAGCGGCGUUAAUACCCGGUGUCCACAGCCUACAGAGCUAGCUGCCUGGGUUGGAGGGGUUCGUCCUGAGGAAUUGAUUCGGUGAAAAGUAGUCUGUGGCAUAAACAAGAAACGAAAUGGGUAACAAGGUUGCUCGGGAAGAUUACGAAUGGGUGUAUACGGAUCAGCCCCACGCCGACCGGAGGAAAGAAAUUUUAGCAAAGUACCCAGAGAUCAAAUCUCUGAUGGGUCCUGACCCCCGUCUGAAAUGGAUCGUCUGCAUGAUGGUGGGCAUCCAGUUUCUGGCCUUCUACCUCGUGAAGGACCUGGACUGGAAGUGGGUGAUGUUCUGGACAUAUGCGUUCGGCAGCUGUAUCAACCACUCCAUGACGCUGGCCAUCCACGAGAUCUCCCACAACACGGCCUUCGGCAACAACCGGGCCAAGCUCAACCGCUGGUUCGCCAUGUUCGCCAACCUGCCCAUCGGCCUGCCCUACUCGGCCUCUUUCAAGCGCUACCACCUGGACCACCACCGCUACCUAGGAGGCGACGGGGUCGACGUGGACAUCCCGACAGAAUUCGAGGGCUGGUUCUUCAACACGCGUUUCCGCAAGUUCAUCUGGAUCAUCCUGCAGCCGCUCUUCUACGCCAUCCGCCCGCUCUGCAUCAACCCUAAGCCCAUCACGCAUCUGGAGCUGGCCAACACGGCCAUCCAGCUCGCCUUUAACAUCGCCCUCUACUGGCUGUGGGGGGCCAAGCCGGUGGUCUACAUGCUGGCGGGGUCCAUGUUGGGCAUGGGCCUGCACCCUAUCUCAGGUCACUUUAUCGCCGAACAUUACAUGUUCCUCAAGGGCCACGAGACAUACUCCUACUAUGGCUCACUCAACCUUCUCACCUUCAACGUUGGCUACCACAACGAACACCACGACUUCCCCAGUGUCCCAGGCCGCAGGUUGCCUAUGGUGAAGAAAAUUGCAGCCGAGUACUAUGAUGACCUUCCUCAGUACACGUCGUGGGUGAAGGUGCUGUAUGACUUCAUAAUGGAUGACAAGCUCAGUCCAUACUCACGCGUGAAGAGAAAGCUUAAGGGAGAUAUUAAACAGGAAUGAUUUUAUUUUUUAAACUACAUCAUUGUCUGUGUAUGCAUCUCCCUUCUGCCUCUUCCUUUCCCUGCCUUUUACAUAUUUACACUCUUUCAGUCAAGCCCCACCCUUGGGUAUCAUGUCAACACCAGCGUAACUUCUGAAUUCAUAGUUAAGAGUGUACACUUUGUAUAGUCCCCGCAAACCUACAAAUUACUACUGUCUAUACACUGGCAAAAAUAUCUUUCUAUUGCACAUCAAUGCUCUCUUGAGCUGUUGUGUUGUGAAAAUUAUUCCGCUAAUAGUUCAAGUGUAGGAUUUUGUUUAACUCUCUUGCUUUGGAAGAGAGUAUACUGUAUGUCUUAAGAUAUUUUGUGGAAAACAGGCCAAAAAUAAGUAACAGAAUAGAAAUUAUUUAUAACCCAUGUGUUAUUAAAACCUUUGUAUAUUUUUUUCUGAGCUCCAAUCAGAUUUUGACCAACAGAAAAUGAUCUUGUAAUUUUUAUCCAUUUGUGUUAUUACAGUCUGUUGUACAGUUCUAAAAAUGAAACUGUAGCUGGCAGAGCAGUUGCUUGAGUAGGUUACACUCCUGACCUCUGCAAACACACAAAGAAAGAAAGACUGUUUUGGUAGUGUGUGUAUGUAUAGUCAGCGGGCGGCCUUGCAAUCUGAAACGCGUUGCAUUGCAUAUCUCUCCUCUUAUUGGUUGCUUGUUGCACAUGCUGUCUUUACAAGAGUUGGUUUACGAGGUCACUCGUGUUUGAUGUACCUUGUAGCUUACCUGUAGUGCCUGUAGGACUCUUUUGUUGCUUCCUCCACCCUCUCAAUGGAUGCUGUGUAAGAGAAAACUGACGGAAAUGGGUGGAAUUGUGGAUAAGAUCCAUCCCGGAUCCUUCCCAGAUUACGCUGCUGCGUGUGAUCAGAUUGCAUAUUGGGAGUCUGAGUGUUUUACCACACCAGUAAAAUCAACACAAUGGGAGCGGUACCCAAAACUACCAAUACAAUGUGGUAGUUCAGUUGGUAUUUACUAAUAUACAGCAUGCUGUAUACUAUACCUACUGAGUACUUAAAGGUGGUUUAAAGAUGUGGCAGAUAUUUCCUAUGCUGUGUGUGGCUUGCGGUUGUGUGCCUGUCUGUUUGUGAUGAGAGAUUUGAAGAUAGCUGAAAGCAAAUCGUCCAUAUUUUUUUUUUAAUAUACUUUAAAGAUGCAUGUAGGUUAGGACCAUAUGUGGCCUUGUGGAAUGUUGUGCAGACAGUGUUGACUGAUCACCAACAUAUUUUGAGAUCACAUCUUGUAUGAAUUUGUCAUUUCACUGGAAAUGCGACAAUGCUUUAAAUAAAAAAAAAUCUUGAUGUAUUUCACAUAUAGGUUAGCCGUGUGUGCGUACAUGCGCGCGUAUGCGUGGAGCAACUAACAUCCCUCCCGCAGCUCUGAGGUCAAGAGAACCAAAACACCUCGUCACGUCUGUGAAAGAAUGUUGUUUGUGCGUCACUCUAGUUGCUCUCCCUUCUCCUCCUGUAAUUUAGCGUAUGCAGGCUCCCCUCUCGAUCUCAAAGACUGAUUAACUUUUUGUUCAGCCUUUCAAACUGUGUCCUUAACAUUAGCAAGGCAGCCAGUGGCUCUCCUGGCUCCCCUCUUAUUGCCCGCCCCUCAGGCCUCUUAAGACAUCCGUCUGCUCUCACUCUCCUCACUGUUCACCUAAAACAUUAAAAACUAUAACCUUUGCUUUAAUGAAUCGACACUUUGGAUCACGGAUCCUGGUGUAAAAUUGCUUCGGUUGCAUUUAUUGUAAUACAGACAAGGCCGGCCCUGUGUGUUGCACAACCAAAUCUUGGGCCUAGAAGAAUCUCUUUUGAUUCAGUUUUCUUUUUUCUUUUUGUCUGAAUGAGUGUAAUAAGGAUCCAGUGUUCAAGAUUCAAGGUUUUGUUUUUAGUAUUUAUUUUAUUUAAGGAAUUCUUGCUUAAAUACAGCACAUGGGCACAGCAGGCCCUUUUUUGCUUUUGAAAUGUGUCCUGCAGGUCACCCUGUUGUCCAUGCCCUCCCCCUUCCAUACCCCUUGUGAGAUGCAGUCAGAGGAGUGUCCUUUGUCAGUAUUAUAACAGCCUGGGAAGGUGUAUCCCCUCCUCUUCCUCCUAUCCCUCCUAAGCUGGAAGCACAUACAGUGUAGCCCCCCCUCUGACAUCUUGUGAUCUGACCUCAGUCAAUCAAUGUCAAAGUUCAAAGGUCAAAACAAGUCGGCUGUUCUGACAUGCACCCCAUGGAUGGUCACUGAGUCAGGUGAGAGCAGAUAGUGAUGAUAAGAAGUGCUUCCCAGAAGAACAGUGAUAAAAAAAAAAGUGUUUCCGAAGAAGUGAUAAUAUUUAUUGCUUGAAAGAGUUAAGAGCAGCUGUAACACUUCAUGACUGGGAAGUCUUUGAAUCUAUUGAGUUUGAAGCUUUGACACAUGGCUCACCUGUACUGGAUUCAAAUGCCUGAGUCAGUCUGGGCUGAUAUGCCGUUUUCAGUGAAAUUCACCUGAUCCUGUGGCCAACCCAAAUGAUGAUAGCCCGAAUGUUAGCUGCACUUGUGUGUGGAGACUUUUUUUGGGGGUUCCAUGUUUUAUGUAACAAAUGUUCUGCUCUGUUGCACCCUCAUGAUUUUAUUAAAGAAUUGAAAUAUA
Messenger RNA from Sardina pilchardus (European sardine), 3767 nucleotides. RefSeq names its product delta(4)-desaturase, sphingolipid 1 (gene degs1). Gene Ontology annotation, cellular component: membrane. Bases 163 to 1134 code for a protein of 323 amino acids. Gene Ontology annotation, molecular function: sphingolipid delta-4 desaturase activity. NCBI's taxonomy places the organism in Eukaryota, Metazoa, Chordata, Actinopteri, Clupeiformes, Clupeidae. The transcript has 3 exons. Gene Ontology annotation, biological process: ceramide biosynthetic process. The record is from RefSeq and is a predicted model, not a curated record.